GUUCUCCGAAGAGCACGCGCCGACUCCUCGCGUUCUGCUGCUGUCGUGAGCGGCAGAACUGAGUGGAACAUCAUGGCAGCAGGGAGGCUGAGCUUCAGGAACAUCACUGCCCUGGCUCCCAUGGUCCGGGUGGGGACCCUGCCCAUGAGGCUACUGGCUCUGGACUACGGAGCUGAUGUGGUUUACUGCGAGGAGCUGAUCGACAUCAAAAUGGUCCAGUGUCAGAGGGUGGUGAACGAGGUUCUGCAGACGGUGGACUUUGUGGCUCCGGACGACCGCGUGAUGUUCCGGACAUGUGAGCGAGAGAAGGACAGAGUCGUCUUCCAGAUGGGAACCGCUGAUCCGGACCGAGCGCUGGCCGUGGCUCGUCUCGUGGAGAAGGACGUGGCUGCGGUCGACGUGAACAUGGGCUGUCCAAAGGAAUAUUCCACCAAGGGAGGGAUGGGAGCUGCUCUGCUGUCAGACCCUGACAAGAUAGAGGCGAUCCUCACAAAGCUCGUCACAGGUGUUUCCAUUCCAGUCACCUGUAAAAUCAGGAUCCUGCCCUCGGUGGAGGAAACGAUCAGUUUGGUGCAGAGGAUCGAGAGGACGGGCGUCGCCGCGGUCGCUGUCCACGGCAGGUUUAAGGAAGAGCGCCCCCGACACCCCGUCCACUGUAACUACAUCCAAGCCGUUGCUCGGGCUGUUUCCAUCCCUGUCAUCGCCAAUGGAGGUUCUCUGGAUGUGGUGAAGACCAACGCUGACAUCGAGCACUUCAGGCGGGCGACCGGCGCCUCGUCGGUCAUGUUGGCUCGCGCUGCCAUGUGGAACGUGUCCGUGUUCGUCAGUGAAGGUCCACUUCCUGUGGAGAAGGUCAUGGAGGAGUAUCUCAAAUAUGCGAUCCGGUACGACAACCACGCCUUCAACACCAAGUACUGUCUGUGUCAGAUGCUGCGGGACAAGGUGGAGUCUCCUCUGGGGAAGCAGGUGCAGGCCGCUCAGACCAACGCGGAGAUCAGCGCGGCGUACGGCCUGCACACCUUCUGCCGACAUGUGCAGGAGCAGCAGCAGACCAGGAGGGCGGCGCUGCAGAGCGGCGGGCAGAGCGAGCGGCCGGUCAUGGACGGAGACGUCACCACCGUGGCCGUCAAGUUUGAACGGAGGAAUUAUCCGCCUCAGAUCACUCCAAAGAUGUUCCUGCUGGAGUGGAGUCGCAGAGAGCGAGUGGAGCAGCCGCUGUACGAGACGGUGAGAGGCGACGACGACCGGACGGUCACAGAAGACUUAAAAGUGUUAUUAACGCGACGCUUGUGUUCUCGCGUGUGUUCGCAGGUGCAGCGCUCGCAGGACCGAGGCUUUCAGUCGACUGUGACUGUCGCAGGAAAGAGAUUCAGAUCAACACUGUGGGAGAAGUCCAAAAAGUUUGCAGAACAGGCGGCCGCCGUCGUCUGCCUGCGAGUUCUGGGAAUCCCCGAGGGUCGCAUCGGCGAGGAAGACUCAGGCUUGGUCUGCAAGAGGAAGAGGGACGGGAAGACGAACGGCGGCGCGGAGCAGCAGCAGGAACAGAGCAAGAAACGGCACCUGGGUGACGUCCAGCAGGAAACGCAAAGCUCAGCGACUCCAGCGUUGGCGAACGGUGACCAUCGUGAGGCGGACACGCCUCCAGAGCAAGCGCAGCCUUAGCGACGCGCUUGUAAUAUUCCGUGAUUCGACGAGGACCUGGUUCGGUGUAACGGCAACGUAACGGAAACACCUUAGAUUACAAACAUUGUGUUGCGUUUCUUUCAUUGAUUCUACACACUGCUCCUUUAAACUGUUUACAUAGUUUGACGUCAGGAUCAACUGAGAGAGAAGAAAAUCACUCUAAUUGUUUUUUAUAAUUUCACCAGAAGACGUCAAUGUGGAUUAUUUCACAGCCAGCAGGGGGCAGCAGCGCUGAAUCAUCUCAGAUAUGACUUUUUUACCUUGGUGCCUUAAAGAUAAUCAAUGGUUUACUUUUGUUUUUAAAUUACAUUUGUUUUAAUUGGCCUUGAACUCAUCAUUUCACCCGCGUUUGAUUUCAUGAAGUUCUGAAUCGUCCGCGUCUUCCCCACAAUUGUCUUAAUUCCCCCCAAAAUAAACUUUGGUUUUUUUAAUCUGGGAUUUUUUUCCCCCAGAUUAAAGGAAGAGACAGAAACAGCGAUUGUGUUUGUGUGAGCAGCUGCGGCCACUUCGUCACGUGACACACAUUAUUCAAAUAAACACAGGAAAGGACUCGAGUGUUGCGUUCAAGUGACUCCGACCACUUCGUUGUUCACCGUUUCCGAUGCUGGUGAUUUAAAUAAAAGCAUAAUUUGA
This is a messenger RNA of Solea senegalensis (Senegalese sole), 2316 nucleotides long. Its product is annotated as tRNA-dihydrouridine(20) synthase [NAD(P)+]-like. Gene Ontology annotation, cellular component: cytoplasm. Gene Ontology annotation, molecular function: flavin adenine dinucleotide binding; tRNA dihydrouridine synthase activity; tRNA binding. The transcript is spliced from 15 exons. Gene Ontology annotation, biological process: tRNA dihydrouridine synthesis. The coding region runs from base 73 to 1662 and encodes 529 amino acids. The record is from RefSeq and is a predicted model, not a curated record. NCBI's taxonomy places the organism in Eukaryota, Metazoa, Chordata, Actinopteri, Pleuronectiformes, Soleidae.